AUGAGAGGGCGUAUUUCGCGCUUCUCGGCGCACCAGGCAAAGACAUCGCCUUUUCCGGCCCCGACGUCGACGAGAAUUUUCUCUUCUACCAGCACCAGGACGGCAUAUGGUCGGUUGCCCACAUCACUCGCCACGAGCCUAAAGACGAGGUCCUCCAUGUUCGACGGGAUCAGCAGUCUGGCCCGUCCUGCCCACGAUGACGAAAAGUGGUGCAUGCGAGACGACGAGGGGAGGAACGAGCGGAUCGGCCGUCCCACUGCCGCAGUCGAGACAUGGCUGAUUGGUAUGGGCAGGUGCAUCAACAUUCCCUUUUGGGACCGCAGCAAGUUCAGCGAUCGGGACGGGAGGAGAGAAUGGAAGCGGCUGAGAUCCUACUACGGACGACCCCGACGAGGAGGCGAUGUCACGGCACGGCUGGCGGAGAUGAGCAAGGACGGCGACGACAACCAGCACUGGACGCAUGUCCUCUAG
Molecule: messenger RNA, 471 nt
Organism: Parathielavia appendiculata
Lineage: Eukaryota; Fungi; Ascomycota; Sordariomycetes; Sordariales; Chaetomiaceae
Exons: 3
Coding region: 1-471 (156 amino acids)
Source: RefSeq, a predicted model, not a curated record